Messenger RNA from Lactuca virosa, 264 nucleotides. Lineage: Eukaryota; Viridiplantae; Streptophyta; Magnoliopsida; Asterales; Asteraceae. The record is from the annotation of a GenBank genome assembly.
AUGACUAAGAUCAAUAACAAAACAGUUGUGUGCAUGCUUUUCAUGAUCUUCCUUUUUGCUGGUAUCAUGACAACCGAAGGCAGAACUGUUUCUCUUGGACCAACUCCUCUUUGUUCUUCUGUAGUUGGCGUAAAAACUGGUGAUACAUGUUUUGACAUAGCUCAAAAGUUCAAGUUGAGUUCAGGAUUAUUUGACUUCAUCAACCCGAAUCUGAAUUGCAAGAAGUUGUUUGUAGGCGAAUGGAUUUGUGUAGAUGGAAUAUAA